Molecule: messenger RNA, 761 nt
Organism: Ostrinia nubilalis (European corn borer)
Lineage: Eukaryota; Metazoa; Arthropoda; Insecta; Lepidoptera; Crambidae
Exons: 4
Coding region: 96-761 (221 amino acids)
Cellular component (GO): nucleus
Molecular function (GO): zinc ion binding
Source: RefSeq, a predicted model, not a curated record
GUAGGCACAAUCAGGGGCGAAUUUUGUUUGUUGAUUGAUUUUAGAAAAACCAAAAUGUGAAUAAUCUCACAAUUGAUAAAACAUAAUCUCUCAAAAUGAGCGUGGCCAAGCCCAAGGGGCCAAUAUUUGACCCCGGGCUGUGCAGGUGUUGUGGGACUAUGAAGAGGUGUCGUGUUUUGAACAUUGAAUACGAGAACAGCGGGCAAAAAGAAGUGUAUUCUGAUAUGAUAAUGGAUUGUUAUGGCCUUCUGUUAUCCCACCUAGACGGCAAGCCUUCAGAGCGUUUGGUGUGCGCUACAUGUGUGUUGCGGCUCCGAGAGGCGUUCACCUUCAGGAAGCAGGUGCUGCGGUGUGAGGAAGCCUUUCUGCAGAUGAGGAUGUUGGACUGUGAAGCAGGGGCUCAAGUGGCCCAAAUGGCGGAGGCGACGGUGGAGGGCGCUCCGCCGGCGGUCUGCGUCAAGACCGAGCCGCCCGACGACGACUCCAUAGCCGGGGACACGCUGGCCGACCUGCCUGACGAUGAGCCCGACAUCAAAGUGGAAGCAAACGACGACUCAAACCAAGGCGACGUACCACUAGUGCAGCGAGUGAGAAAAAAGUCCACUGCUCCGAUGCUGGAGAUCAAUGUGGCUCCUCUCGCCACGCCUGCAAAGAAGGCCAAGCCUGCAAGUGAGUUAUGUUUCUACCCGAACAGAGAUUCCGUCCUCCCCAUGCGAGAUUUCGUCCUCCCCAUGCGAAUUUCGUCCUCCCCAAUUGAGUGA